Messenger RNA from Temnothorax curvispinosus, 1716 nucleotides. RefSeq names its product KIF1-binding protein homolog. NCBI's taxonomy places the organism in Eukaryota, Metazoa, Arthropoda, Insecta, Hymenoptera, Formicidae. The transcript has 2 exons. The record is from RefSeq and is a predicted model, not a curated record. The coding region runs from base 110 to 1687 and encodes 525 amino acids.
UUUCACUGCCCAUGAAAUUUCACCUUUAGAGAACGCUUGAUAAAUUUGAAAGUCGGAACAUAAAACCAUAAAUUCAUACUGGAAAUUGUCCUUAUGUUAAUAUCAAGCGAUGUUCGCGUUCCUCCGACAAGUAAUGGAAGAAAGAUGCGCAAUCCUUCAACUCGAAACGGUACUGGCCGAAUCCGCUAUAAGUAUGACUAUUAGUAAGAAAUUUUUGGGAGUUCUACAAUUGUCGUUUGAGGUAAAGUACAUGGAUGAAGACAUCAAACUUGCUAAGAAGAGAAAAAAAAUCAAAGCCAUAGAGGAGAAAAUGAAUGUAUUAUAUCAGAAUGUAAUGGAUGUUUCAAGAGACGCAAAAUUGGAUGAUAUUGUUGCUUUAUCGAAUGCUUAUUACAACAUAGGCUUAGAAUAUAUUUCUUCUACAGAUACUGACGACUUAAAGACCGCUGUACAGUGUUUUACAAGAUGUUUGACACUGUUAGGGGACAAAAUGUUAGACCGUAAAGCUAUAUUGACAUCUAUAGGUGCACUUAACGAAUUGCAUUUAGUUUGGGAUGUAGUGGAGGAAGGGAAAUAUAAUGUUAUAUACUUGAAUACAGCAUUAGAAAGAUACGUGACAUACACAUUGGAGGAUAAUUAUCCUGAUCCCAUCCACAUAGCAAGCUUUGUUGGUAUUAAAGAAAAAGAAUCGAAUCCUAGGAUUAUCUUGAACACUUUGCAUCAUACAACUUUACAGGAGUUCGGACGUCAAUAUCUUAAAAGGUCGAAAGAUAAUCACGCAUUUGUAAAGUACAUACAUGAUAUAUUAAACAUCCGACUGAGAGACAUGGUAGCUGACAAAACAAAAUUUGACGACAAAUGUCUUGAUAUGGCUUUAACCUUAUUUAAUCUGUCUAGAUAUUUUCUAGCAAACGGUCGUUUCGCUGAAGCUAAAAGUCACAUUGCUAUUGGAGAUUAUGUGAUAUGUACAUUUCAUGCAGAUAAAUUGAAAAUAACAAGGAAAAAAAGUAAAGAUUUUUCUCAUUUGUCUGAAAGUUAUGAUUAUGCUUCUGCCAAUAGUGCUAGAGCUUGGGGUUCCUAUGGAGUGUCUCUUUUACGAUUUUGGAUGGAAAAAUUCUCACAGAAUAAAAAAAGUAAAUCUUCUGAGGUACAAAAUCAUAUAUCAAAAUUAAAAAUAAAAUAUCAAGAUUCAAAUUUGAUAUUUUCUGCCUUGGAAAAAAAAUUGGAACAUCUAACUCUUGAGAUUACAAAAACAUGUAUAUUGAAUCUUGCUGAUGCCAAACUAGUCUUUGUAAAAACUUUGAGACAACUUGAAACAGCGAAGGAAUAUUUUACUGCAGACACUGACAUCGAAAAUUAUGCGAAGAUAAUGCUUAAAAUAUCGGAUACAUAUAAAUAUUUAGCAGGUUUUGAAGAACAAAGAGGUGAACAAAUAAAAUUACAUAAACGGCGAGUAGAAUGUUUAGAGGACGCUCGUAGAAAAUUUCAAGCAAUUACUGUAAAUGAUAGAGAAUUACAAAUUUACAAACGGAUUUGGUACGAAAUAGUGACUUCAUGUUCCACGGUAAUGGAUUUAAUGGUCGAGGAAACAUAUUACGACGAAUUAUUUGAAGAACUGUCAAUGAAAGCUGAUCAAUAUGCGAAAAUAAUCAGAGAAAAUAUCGAUCUUUAUUUAAAUGCAGUUUAGAUUUUUUUUUAUAUCUAGCCCUUACUAAG